ACCAUCCCACACCCCUGCAAAAGCGCCCGCAUAUACGUUAGGUACAAGUGGGGCAAUCACGACCCAAAGCUCACCAUCUUGAAAUUUUCUGUAGCUCCAAAACACAACUCCGUGACAUCAAAGUUCUUCAAGAUGGUGCUCCAAGCAAUCAAAUAUACGCGAGGCCAGCUCGAAAUCCUCGACCAGCUCAAAUUACCCCAUGCCGAAGAAUACGACCACAUUUACUCCAGCACCGACGCAUGGCACGCAAUCAAAGAGAUGCGGACGCGAGGCGCGCCUGCAAUUGCCAUUGUGGCUGCUUUAGCCCUGGCGGUCGAGCUGACUAAUAUGAAGCUUUCGUCGGUGGCGGAAGAAGUCGAAGUUUUCAUCAAGGAGAAGUUGGAUUAUUUGGUUACGAGCAGGCCCACUGCUGUCAACUUGGCGGAUGCUGCAGGGAAGCUGAGGAAGAUUACAGACGAAGCUGCGGCUAAGGAGGGAGCGAGUGGAGAUGCAGUGAGGGAGGCGUAUGUGCAGGCAGCGGAGAAGAUGUUAGUUGAUGACGUGAGCGACAACGAGAACAUUGGAAAUCACGGUGCAGAGUGGAUUGUCAAGAACACUGAGGCUGGAAAGAAGGGCCCGGUGAGCAUGCUGACACACUGCAACACUGGGUCUCUUGCGACUGCUGGAUACGGAACAGCUCUUGGAGUGAUACGGUCGCUGCACUCCAACGGAACACUGAAACAUGCGUUCUGCUCUGAGACCCGGCCAUACAACCAAGGGUCCAGGCUGACAGCGUUCGAACUCGUUCAUGACCAAAUACCAGCCACUCUGGUCACUGACUCCAUGGCGGCAGCGCUGCUUCGACUACGAGGAGAGAGUGAGAACAUUGCUGGUAUUGUGGUUGGUGCAGACCGUGUAGCUGCGAACGGAGACACAGCCAACAAGAUCGGAACCUAUUCAUUGGCCAUUCUAGCUAAGCACCACGGCGUCAAGUUUUUGGUCGCUGCACCGAGAACAACCAUCGACUUGAGCACCAAGUCCGGAGCAGACAUUGUCAUCGAGGAGCGACCUGGUAAGGAAGUGACUAUGGUCAAGGGUCCCCGACACGAUGGUGUGAGUCUGGAUCUUGGAGUUGUUGAGACUAUCAGCAUUGCUGCGAAUGGUAUUGGAGUGUGGAACCCGGCAUUCGACGUCACUCCUGCUGAGCUUAUUGACGGCAUCAUCACUGAGGUGGGUGUGGUGGAGAAGGACAGCGAUGGAGUGUUCCAUUUGGAUGAAGUGUUCAAGAUGGAUGGCUCGACAGUGAAGCCAUCGACGAUUGGAGGCUGCUAGGAGAUGUAUACCCUGAUGUUGGAGUGAUAUUUUUUGGAAUGUUUAUAACCAUGUCUGUAGCUACUUAUGCGAAAGACUCCUCUACCCAUCUGACCGUGG
Messenger RNA from Dothidotthia symphoricarpi CBS 119687, 1410 nucleotides. RefSeq names its product putative translation initiation factor. The transcript is spliced from 2 exons. The record is from RefSeq and is a predicted model, not a curated record. NCBI's taxonomy places the organism in Eukaryota, Fungi, Ascomycota, Dothideomycetes, Pleosporales, Dothidotthiaceae. Bases 133 to 1311 code for a protein of 392 amino acids. Gene Ontology annotation, molecular function: S-methyl-5-thioribose-1-phosphate isomerase activity.